Molecule: messenger RNA, 1425 nt
Organism: Alternaria atra
Lineage: Eukaryota; Fungi; Ascomycota; Dothideomycetes; Pleosporales; Pleosporaceae
Exons: 5
Coding region: 1-1425 (474 amino acids)
Source: RefSeq, a predicted model, not a curated record
AUGGCAGCGCCAAUAGAUUCGGUAAAACAAGGAGAUGAGCUUCAGUGUUUGUACGUGGAGGGUCGAGCUAUACAGAGGGCGUUGGCGACUCUGGCAUCAAAUCACGGCGUAUACUUGAAGAAGUAUAACGACACAAGCGAGCGUAUCCAUGCUAAUUUGGUGGACGCACAAAAGGCGAGCAUAGUCACUGUGGCCAAAACUUCAAUCAAAAAUGCCUUUGUGCUAGUUCUCAUCGAUGGCACGAGUCACAAAUUUGUCGACGACUUGUACCGCAGUAAGCAGUCUGGAGGUGCAGCGACUGCGAAACGCCUUCGCGAGGUUGUGAGCGAGCGGGUUGCAGCCAUGCUCCCCGCCAUCGCACGAAGCGAAUAUUCUAUUGUCGUUAAGAUCUUCGCGUGCCUGAAGACCCUCUCGAGCCGUGCUGUCGCAGAAAAGCUUGUCGCGCCGGGCCAUAGGUCGCUUGCAUUUCACUUCGCGGAGUUCAACAAAGUCAGCCCAUUCUUUGAUUUCGUGGACACAGGCGACGAGGGUCAUGUGCCCACUAAGAUCACUGAGAACCUGAGGUGGCAUAUGGCGAUUGAACAUUGCAAGCAUGUGUUCUUCUGUGCCGCUGGGUCACCGAAGUACCAUAUCGCAUUAAAACCGUAUCACGGACAGACGAAGAGAGUGACAAUAGUUACGGGUUCAAUUGCUGAUGUCGAAAUCUGCACACUCGGUCUACACAUGAUAUCAUUUGCCAGAGUAUUCAAAGUAGGCCCGCUGAAUGCGACAAGUAACACCACUGCUAUCAAGCCGGCUUCCAUCGAGGUCACUGUUCCAAAUCCCUCCGCCAUUUCCGUGCCGGCUACUAGUCUUAUCCAUGUCAAUUCAGCCAGCCGAAAUGCGGGUGCGCCUAUUCUGUCCUCAAUUUUACCCAUGCGAGCUCGUCACGGCCGUGUUCCGAUCAAUCUGGCGAAACAGCGGCUUGAUCUUCAGAUGCAACUGCCUACACCUGCAGAACUCCAGGCUUACAAGGAUCACACCAAGAUUCAAGAGCUUUGCAUUGACUUCCACUUACGUGGAUACUACACCACGAAGGAGUGCGAGCUGUCUCAUGGCACCUUGCUGUCAGGAGUGUACUGCGUUCUGCAAUACAAGGCGCUCGGCACCCCAUGUUCCGAGGGAAGCGGAUGCCGUAGCUCGAACUGCGUGUACGCGCAUAUUUGUCAGAAGGAUGAAUGUGCUCGCGCGGGUGGGAAGGCAGUUCUAUGUGGACUUACUGAGGCUAUGCAUAAGGUGGAUCCGUAUGUUGCUGAGUGGGUUGCGGCGAAUAGUAGCGCUAUGCAGAGUAGCGCGUCAAUUCAGGGCAAUGUGCUUCCAGUCACUACAGCUCCGAUGAAUGGUGGUGUCCCAGCAGCGUAUAUGGAUGAUCUCAUCUCAUUUUGA